Messenger RNA from Suillus fuscotomentosus, 1311 nucleotides. RefSeq lists its product as uncharacterized. Lineage: Eukaryota; Fungi; Basidiomycota; Agaricomycetes; Boletales; Suillaceae. The transcript has 20 exons. Bases 139 to 1164 code for a protein of 341 amino acids. The record is from RefSeq and is a predicted model, not a curated record.
UCCGAUAUUAAUUUUAAUCAUCACGUACCUACAUAAAGGUCCAGUGGUGUGUCUAACCUUUUUUUUUGUGGUUGUUUUUCUUUUCUUCCACUUACUGUCUUUACUCCCCCCUGGGCCUCUCAAGUUCCACCUCAAAACAUGGUAGCCGGCGAUGUAGCCACCGUCGCGACGGUAUACGGUGCGAUCUUUCUAGGCACUUGCAUUGGCUGCGGCCUCACCGGUAUUGUGUUCGUGCAAACCGUCUUGUAUUUCAAAUUCUACCCCUCGGAUUGCACUCAAAAUAAAAUUUUGGUCUUGAUCGUCUGGGGACUGGACAUGAUGCACACAAUUCUCAUCAUCGUCUCCGUCUGGGAAUGCGUUAUCGUUAAUUUCAACAAACCAGAAAUGAUGGAUGUCAUCCCAAGGUCCUUAGGUCUUUCUGUAGCCAUAACUGCCGCGGUUACCUUCCUCGUCCACUGUUUCUUCGCGAACAGAGUUCGUAAACUGACAAAGAAAUGGUAUUUCGCUGCGCCCCUUGUCUUCUUGGCAUUUUUGCGUCUUCUCGCUGCAUGUGUUUCAACAACCGAAAUCUUGCGACUUCGCCACUACUCGCUAUUCAUCAAGCCAUUCCCAUCAUGGGUGUUCACUACCGGUGUCACCCUAUCUGCAUCUGUGGAAUUCAUCAUAACCGUGGUCAUGGUCACAUUCCUCGGACGGAGUCGCACUGGUUUCGCAACAAUGAACCACAUCAUCAACUCAUUAAUCUUGUAUACACUCGAGACUGGAAGUUUUACUUGCGCUGUCACAAUCGCAUCCCUCAUUUGCUGGAUGGUUAUGCGACAUAACUUGAUCUUCCUCGGAAUGCACUUCGCCAUCUCGAAGCUGUAUGCCAAUUCCCUUCUCGCCACACUAAACACACGCAAGCGCUUGCGUUCAGACCAUACCUUCUCGAGUCAGCGCGAGGCCGAUGUGUACCCUGCCUCGAUGAACAUUCACAAAUCAUCGCAACGUAUCUUGGGUCCUUUCUCACCUAACAAGAAUGCACACUUGAACGUCAAUGUGGAGACCACCGUCGUGUCUGUCAUUGAUGAGCCUUGCGAUGACUACGACAUGGUAGACAUCGAAUCCAAAGGCUGCGACACCGCAUGCGGAACAGAGAAGGACAGUAAGGAGUUUCUACAUUAAUCCAUGCUUCCUGUCUCCAGUCCAUGAGCCCCAAUCCUCAGGCUCCUCACUCGGCAGGCCCAGCCACAAUGGGAAUAUGACUGAUAUUGUAUGUCGCGAUAUAUCGAACUGCGCUGCUCUCAGUUUUGCCUUCCUGUAGUAUAGUAU